Acytostelium subglobosum LB1 is the source of this 1047-nucleotide messenger RNA. RefSeq lists its product as hypothetical. The coding region runs from base 1 to 1047 and encodes 348 amino acids. Gene Ontology annotation, biological process: cellular response to nitrogen starvation; nucleophagy; C-terminal protein lipidation. NCBI's taxonomy places the organism in Eukaryota, Evosea, Eumycetozoa, Acytosteliales, Acytosteliaceae. The transcript is spliced from 4 exons. The record is from RefSeq and is a predicted model, not a curated record. Gene Ontology annotation, cellular component: phagophore assembly site membrane; cytoplasm; Atg12-Atg5-Atg16 complex.
AUGUCUUCUGCAUAUAUUGAUGAGGAUAUAAAGAAGUCGGUUUGGGAGGGAAAGAUACCAGUCCUAUUCACAUUAUCACAGAAUGAUCUUACUACUCAUAUGGCACCAUCACCAAUCACUUUGAUGGUACCAAGGAACUCAUACUUCCCUUUGAUAACAGGAGUGGUAAGGGAUCAUUUCUCUUAUAGUACAUUGGUUAUAUCUGAGGAGUUGUGGCUGGAAUACAAAGGAAUACCACUCAAGUGGCAUCUACCAAUAGGUGUACUGUUUGAUAUGUUGGUUGCAGAUGAUAGUGUAGGUGGUGGUAACAACAACAGUAACAACAACAACAGUAGCAACAACAACAACAACAGUAACAGUAACAGUAGCAGCAAUGAUUAUCAUGGAUCAAACUCAACACCUGUCAUUUGGAAUGUAACAGUACACUUCCAGUCCUACCCUGAGAAGGUGUUACUUCGAUGUCCCAACGAGGAGUCAGUUCAGACAUACUACAAGAAUGUGUUGAAGGAGGCCAACUACAUCAAGCUGGGCGAUAUAAACAAGUGGAACAACCUCAAUAUCAAUCAAUCGAAUGAGUUAUGGGAUGGACUCAGACUUCAUGACUAUGAGAAGUUCUGGUCGAUCAACAAGAUAUUCUACCCAGUGAGCAGCAAUGGAUAUAAGCAUGUACCAGUUAGGAUCAUACAGAACAACAAGAGUCCUCUUCAAGAUCUAUUCCCACCAUUCAAAGACAAUGGUCAAGAAAUGACUUUGGAAUCAUUGUUUAGCAAGAUUCCUUGGACUCCUGCCUCCAACAACAACAACAACAAUAUUGAACAAUCAGAACAACAACAACAACAAUCUACACUGUUACAAUCAUUGAAGACCAAUGACAACAGUAGUGGUACACUGCGAUACUUGAUUCAAGGUAUCGAGCCACCUUUGGACACAUCACUCGUCUGGCUUGGCGAGUACUUUAGUCAUCCAGACAACUUCCUGUACAUUGUCAUACUCAAUCCAUCAUCAUCAUCAUCCUCAUCCUCCUCGAAUAAUAAUAAUAAUAAAUAA